Equus quagga is the source of this 2577-nucleotide messenger RNA. RefSeq names its product phospholipase A2 group IVD (gene PLA2G4D). Gene Ontology annotation, cellular component: cytosol. Gene Ontology annotation, molecular function: calcium-dependent phospholipid binding; calcium ion binding. The record is from RefSeq and is a predicted model, not a curated record. Bases 30 to 2483 code for a protein of 817 amino acids. NCBI's taxonomy places the organism in Eukaryota, Metazoa, Chordata, Mammalia, Perissodactyla, Equidae. The transcript has 20 exons. Gene Ontology annotation, biological process: glycerophospholipid catabolic process.
GGGGCUAGAGGGGAGCCGGAAGGGUUGCCAUGGAGAGACUGACACCCAGGGAACCACUUGGCCAUCCUCACCAGGGGGAGGCCUCUGCCUGCUGGCGGCUCACCGUGAAGGUCCUGGAGGCGCGGAGCCUGGGCUGGGCUGACCUGUUGAGCGAGGCAGACCCCUAUGUGAUCCUACAGCUGCCAACCGCACCUGGAACGAAGUUUAGGACCAAAACAGUCACCAACUCCAGUCAUCCCAUAUGGAACGAGAGCUUCAGUUUCCUAAUCCAGAGUCAGGUCAAGAAUGUUCUGGAGCUGAGCAUCUAUGACGAGGACUCAGUCACAGAGGAUGACACCUGCUUCAAGGUUCUCUAUGACGUCUCAGAAGUCCUCCCUGGCCAGCUGCUCCGGAAGACCUUCUCCCUGUGUCCCCAGGGGCAGGAGGAGCUGGAUGUGGAGUUCCUGAUGGAAGAAACGUCAGACCGCCCAGAAAGGCUCAUCACCAACAACGUCCUUGUGGCCCGGGAGCUAUCAUGCCUGGAUGUCCGUCUGGACAGCACAAGGAGCACGGCUCUUGUCGCAGAUCAGGAUAAGCUGGAGCUGGAGCUGGUGCUGAAGGGGUCAUAUGAGGACACACAGACGGCUGCUCUGGACACAGCCUCUGCCUUCUGCUUCCACUACAUGGCGGCUCAAGAGGCAGAGCUGAGCGGGCGCCUGAGGAGCUCGGAAAGCAAUGGCUGGAACUCAGACAGCUCAGCAGGGCACCUCACAGUGCCCCUGAGGUCCUUGGCUGUGGGGAAGGAGGUGACCAUUGACCUUCCUGCUACAAAUGUCCCAGGAGUGAGGCUGCAGCUCAAGACUGAGGACUGCCCCAAGGAGGUGGCCGUGCACCUGAGCUUCGACCUGUGUGCGGAGGAGAAAGCCUUCCUGAGCAGGAGGAAGCGGGUGGCGGCCAGGGCCCUGAAGCAGGCCCUGCAGCUGGAAGGGGACCUGCAGGAGCACGAGGUCCCCGUCGUGGGCAUCAUGGCCACAGGAGGAGGCGCUCGGGCCAUGACCUCUCUCUAUGGCCACCUGUUGGCCUUGCAGAAGCUGGGCCUCCUGGACUGCGUGACCUACUUUGGGGGCGUCUCGGGCUCUACAUGGACAAUGGCCCACCUCUACGGGGACCCUGAGUGGUCGCAGAGAGACCUUGAGGGACCCAUCAGACACGCCCGAGAGCACCUGGCCAAGAGCAAGCUGGACGCCUUCUCCCCAGAGCGCCUGGAGAGCUACCGGCGGGAGCUGGAGCUCCGGGCGGAGCAGGGCCACCCCGUGACCUUCGUGGACCUGUGGGCUCUGGCGCUGGAGGCCAUGCUGCACGGCCAGGUGAUGGAUCAGAAGCUGUCAGGACAGAGAGCUGCACUGGAGCGGGGCCAAAACCCCCUGCCCCUCUACUUGAGCCUCAAUGUCAAAGAGAACAAUCUGGGGACCUUCGACUUCAAGGAGUGGGUUGAGUUCUCCCCCUAUGAGGUCGGGUUCCUGAAGUACGGUGCCUUCGUCCCCUCCGAGCUCUUUGGCUCUGAAUUCUUCAUGGGGCGGCUGAUGAGGAGACUCCCUGAGUCCCGGAUCUGCUUUCUGGAAGGUAUCUGGAGCAACAUUUUCUCCCUGAACUUGCUGGAUGCCUGGUAUGACCUCACCAGCUCUGGUGACGACUGGAGACAGCAUAUCAAGGACAAGAUCAGGGACCUAGAGGAGCCCUCUGCCUCCUCAAGGACCUCCUCAAGGCCAGAGACCUCUUGGCUGCAGCCUGGAACAGCACUGGCCCAGGCGUUUAAGGGCUUCCUGACCAACAGGCCGCUCCACCAGCACAGCUCCAACUUCCUCCGGGGCCUCCAGCUGCACCAGGACUACUGUGGCCAGAAAGCCUUCUCCACCUGGGCGGACUGCCAGCGAGACUCCACCCCUGGCCAACUGACCCCAUGGGAGCGCCAGCUCUGCCUCGUGGAUGCCGGCUUCUUUCUCAACACCAGCUGUCCCGCCAUGCUCCGGCCAGGCCGCAGGCUGGACCUCAUACUCUCCUUUGACUACUCCCUAUCCUUGCCCUUUGAGGUGCUGCAGCACACAGAGCUGUACUGCCGGGGCCAGGGGCUGCCGUUCCCCCACGUGGAGCCCAGCCCUCAGGACCAGCACCAGCCCAGGGAGUGCCACCUCUUCUCGGACCCCACCUGCCCUGAUGCCCCUGUCCUCCUGCACUUCCCGCUUGUCAAUGCCUCCUUCAAGGACCACUUGGCCCCUGGUGUCCAGCGCAGUCCUGCACAGCUCCCGGCCGGCCAGGUGGACCUCACUGGGGCUACCUCACCCUAUUCCCUGUUCAACAUGACCUACAAGGAGGAAGACUUUGACCGCCUGCUGCAGCUCAGUGACUACAACGUACGGAACAGCCAGGGUGCCAUCCUGCAGGCCUUGAGGACCGCUCUGAAGCACCGGGCCCUGGGGGCCAGGCCUCCAGGGGCGCAGACUUGAGGCUGCUCAGGGGCCCCAGGAUCCUGAGGGCCACACUCGGACCCUCUCAGGGCUGGGGGCUUAACCCAGCCACAGCUGGGCACGGCCACAGCCA